AUGUGGAUUGUCAACUGGUUCUACGAUAUUCUUGCCUCGCUAGGCCUCCUCAACAAGCAUGCCAAACUCCUGUUCCUCGGUCUCGAUAAUGCCGGCAAGACUACGUUAUUACACAUGUUGAAGAACGACCGAGUAGCUAUCCUGCAACCAACCCUCCACCCAACAUCCGAAGAGCUCGCCAUCGGCAACAACCGUUUCACAACCUUCGAUCUCGGUGGUCAUCAGCAAGCCCGCCGUCUCUGGCGCGAUUACUUCCCCGAAGUCUCCGGCAUCGUUUUCCUCGUCGACGCAAAGGACCACGAGCGCCUGCCCGAAUCAAAAGCCGAACUCGACGCUCUUCUAGCUAUGGAAGAUCUGGCAAAGACACCCUUCUUGAUCCUCGGAAACAAGAUCGAUCACCCAGAUGCGGUCAGUGAAGAUGAGUUGAGACAUCAGUUGGGUCUAUAUCAGACAACGGGGAAGGGCAAGGUGCCGUUGGAGGGCAUUCGGCCGAUUGAGGUGUUUAUGUGUUCGGUCGUGAUGAGGCAGGCAGCCGACCCAAGGACACCAUCUCUGCCUGACAAGCGACCAGACAUCGUCUCAGCCCAGUCAGCAGCUGCCACCGUGGUUGAGUGCUUUCAAGUUGCUCAGCCCGUGACGACGUCGAAGGCCGAAGAGCCUUGCAGUAUCCCGUUGAUGGAUCACGUCUUUGCCAAUAGCUACGGCCUGCCUUUCAUCGGCUACUACGCAGCCCCAGACUGUGACUUCAACCGUGUGGUCAUCAAGUUUGCGGCUGUCUCAGAAGGGCAGAUCUCGCUGCCAGCCGAUCUGAUCGUUCCCAUUUCCUACAAGCGAAGCGCCGCAGAUGGCGUGCCUCUUUUUACUCUCCCUCAAGACAAUGCCACGACUACCGCCACCUUUCCCAGAAACGCCAACCGUGCAGUCUUCUCCAUUUCCGCAACUGGCCAGUCUCUGGAAGAGUUCUGGUGGAGCAACGUUCUCGAGACCGAUGCUUCCACCUUCAAUUCCACCGUGGGGAGCUUGCCGGCGCUGAGUCCAUUCCGGGAGGUUCAGCUCUACAUCGACGACCACCUCGCAGGAGUAGCAUGGCCGUUUCCUGUCAUUUUCACGGGAGGUGUGGUCCCAGGUUUGCACCGACCCAUCGUGGGCAUCGAUGUGUUCGACUUGCGCGAACAUGAGAUCGACGUCUCGCCGUGGCUACCUCUCUUAAGCGAUGGUACGGAGCAUCCCUUCACGCUCAAAGUCGCUGGACUUUUCGAUGAUGGGAUGGCUUCGGCUACGCUGACGAACAAUAUACCCGAAAGCUGGGUUAUCACUGGUAAAAUAUUCAUCUGGUUGGACGAUGAUGAGAAUUCUAUCACCACAGGUAGCAGGGUGCCUACUGUGGUCGAGCCAUUGCCAGCCAUACCCAUAUCGCGUUCUGUCCAGGCCGACGCUUGCGGCGUCAACGAAACCUUGGACUACACAACCGACGUUCAACGCACAUUCUCCGUCAGUGCCGAAGUCAGUUCCCGGAACUCAAGCAACACAAUCACCUGGACGCAGACAUUAUCCUACCACAAUAAGGGCCACCUCACCAACUACGGCUUCAACCAAACCAAACACCUCACCAUCAGCGGCACAGACAUUAGCCAAGGAGGUACAUAUUCAUACACUACUGCCUAUGAGUACCCACUAUGCUGCGACCAGUCUUACAGCCAGACACACCAAGGCAACCUGAGCAUCUACGGGACAUACAUUCAAGGCCUCAGAUUGGCCGUUGUUGGCUCUUCCAUCUUCCCAUCAGGUCUCAACAAGUCCUUCACCUCUGGCGGACGCCUGCUGUCCACCACCAUCCACGGCUCCGCUGCAUUCUUCCAGACCGGAGACGGCCUGAACAGCAGCGGGUAUGGCACGUCGAGCCAGGUCUUCAGCUUCGGCGGCCUUGACCUCAAUCAUCCUGCAGGGACGAUCGAUAUGUCUGCAAAUCUGGACCCGAACGUCGAGUUGUAUUUCAGGAACGUGUCGGCGACGAAUAACACGGUGACGUACGAUCAGGAGAGGCUGUUUGGCAACAACAUGAUUGACUGA
Messenger RNA from Cyphellophora attinorum, 2070 nucleotides. RefSeq names its product Small COPII coat GTPase sar1. Gene Ontology annotation, molecular function: GTPase activity; GTP binding. The transcript is spliced from 8 exons. Lineage: Eukaryota; Fungi; Ascomycota; Eurotiomycetes; Chaetothyriales; Cyphellophoraceae. The coding region runs from base 1 to 2070 and encodes 689 amino acids. The record is from RefSeq and is a predicted model, not a curated record.